Messenger RNA from Hylaeus anthracinus, 705 nucleotides. It is a transcript of the gene mRpL32, whose product is annotated as 39S ribosomal protein L32, mitochondrial. Gene Ontology annotation, molecular function: structural constituent of ribosome. The transcript has 5 exons. Gene Ontology annotation, cellular component: mitochondrial large ribosomal subunit. The record is from RefSeq and is a predicted model, not a curated record. Gene Ontology annotation, biological process: translation. Lineage: Eukaryota; Metazoa; Arthropoda; Insecta; Hymenoptera; Colletidae. Bases 10 to 615 code for a protein of 201 amino acids.
CCUUUAAACAUGGCGAGCGGUCUUAUGAGUAGGUUAUCUCGUGCUUUUAAAACAUUUGAGCAAGCAAUUGAUAUUAUUCUUGGUCGAGGUUUCCCACCAGGAGGAUUGUGUGCAAUCGAUUGUAACCAUGUGAUGAAUCAAGUACAGCCUAGUAAUGGUUCUAAACGAUCUUUAAAAGAUAUUUUGAACGAUGGAUUUUUAUGGGCUGUACCUAAAUGCCGUCGAUCUGUUGAAAAACGACUUAACAGAAAAUUCGGUUUUCCUGAAUAUAAUUGGAAGCCGCAUGUUCCCAAAACUAAUAUUUUAAUGUGCAGAAAAUGUGGUCAUGAUUACGAGGCUGGCACUCUUUGCGGAUAUUGCUAUGAAAUAGUAAAAAAGGAAACACUGGAAAUUCAAGAAGUUAUAAAAAAUCAAUUGGGAUUACAACCAGUAGAGGAAAACAUUGUUGUAUUAUAUGAAGGAGAAAAAAAACAUAUGUCAGACGAGUUUUGGAAGAAACAAAGAAUCGUUGAAUUACCUAAGAAAAGACCUGAAUGGUUUAAUCAGAAUUUACUACAAUCUACAGCAAAAGAACCAUCUGACUCAGAAGAUGUAAAAACUAAAGAUUUGCCUUAAAUAAAAAAUCGAGAAGGUUUUACAUUGGCAAGGUAACUUCACAAUAUUGUACUUCUCUGUUUUCAUAAACAAUCGUAUUCACUAUUUGUA